UGAUUUUGAUGAUGGCAUUUCACAAAAUGCUAAUCGCUUGUUUUGUAAUACUUAUUUUAUUAAUUUUAACUUUAUGACUUACCAGCUACAUCAGUUAACUGUUGCAAUAAACAACAAAGCUAAUAAAACAGAACAAAACUGUUGAGGAAAGUCUGUAUGUUCCUCUGAGUAAAGUAAGUUUCUGCAGUAAACAGUAUGACACUCUGAACUUUAACGGUUGAGUGAACUGUGAUUUAAUCAACUCAGAGCAUUUAAGACGAGGUUAGCAAAGGAGACGUUCAGUUUGUCAACAGAACCGAUUUUCCAUUGAUGUGUUUUGAGGACUGAGAGACUUUCUGUCUGUGCUUUGGAGACUGUUAACUGUGAGAAACAAAUGGAUCUGAUCUGCUGCAGCAGGCGGUAAAGCUGGACUCAGAAUGGCUGUCUCUCUUUGUUAAAAGGUUUUGCUUUUAUAAAGAAUCUGCUUUUUCUUACAAACUUUCAGCCAACAUGAAAAUCGCAGCUUUUAAUAUUCAGAAGUUUGGACGGAGCAAAGUGUCGGACCCAGAUGUUCUGAAGAUCCUCGUUAAGAUUAUUUCCCGUUAUGACAUCAUUGUGAUCCUGGAAGUCGUGGACAACACCAAGGAAUCAGUGGCCGCUCUGAUGCAAGCGCUCAACAAACCGGAACGGAAACAUCACUACGCUCUGAGAAUCAGCACUCGCCUGGGCCGUACGAGCUACAAGGAGCAGUUCAUGUUCCUGUACAGGGACGACAUGGUUAAACUGGUGGGAACGUACCAGUCUGAUGAUGAGAAGACUAAAGGACAGGACAACAUCGACAGAGAUCCGUAUAUCCUUCGAUUCAGUUGCCCAAAUACAGUUCUGAAAGAUCUGGUGAUGAUCCCAGUUCACACCAAACCAGAAGACGCGGUGAAGGAACUGGACGAACUCUACGACCUCUUCGUUCAAGUCAAGGAAAAGUGGAGGACCAACAACGUGAUGAUCCUGGGCGACUUUAACGCCGACAGACCGUAUGUUCCCAAGACGAAGAUGAAGGACAUCCGAAUCCGCAGCGACGAAAACUUCCACUGGCUGAUCAAAGACGGUGUGGACACGACAGUGAGCCCCGAAAACACCAACACAUACGACAGGAUUGUCGUUUAUGGAGACAAAAUGGAUCAGGCUGUUGUUCCAAAUUCCGGUAAAACCUUCAACUUCCAGGAAGCUUACAAGCUCUCCGAUGAGCAGGCUCUGAAAGUGAGCGACCAUUAUCCAGUGGAGGUGGAGCUGAAGAUUUUGGUGGAAAGACAAGAUGAUGGUGAUGGUCUGACAGACAUGGCAGGGGGGGCUCAAGCUUAACGAUGAAAACAGAAAGGGAGAAAGUACUAUAAUCUCAUUUUGGCAUCAUGGCUACUGAAAGCUGCAAGGGAGUGUUGGCUGUGCCUCUAGGAAAC
Molecule: messenger RNA, 1433 nt
Organism: Poecilia reticulata (guppy)
Lineage: Eukaryota; Metazoa; Chordata; Actinopteri; Cyprinodontiformes; Poeciliidae
Source: RefSeq, a predicted model, not a curated record